ACCCGCUUGGUACACGGCCGACAAAUCGUGGCAGGUAUGGAUAACUGGAUCUUACAUGCUCUCCUUGCGGCUGGGUUGGUGAUACAUGGAUCCAAUGCUGGGGUCACCUCUGGGUACAAUGACAAGGACAGUGUGACCAAGAACAGCGACGACGAUGGGGAGAACGAGUACAGCGGCAAAACCCAAUCACUAGAUACCACCAGUGUCACCAGCGAUGUCACCAAUGUGACCACCAUCACCAGCAUCACCAACCUCACUACUGUUCGUACCACCAGUCUCAAGACCACUCCCUCUAAGCAUAGCCCCACCCCCAUUCUGAGCCCUGGGGGUAGGUUACACACUGGCUGGCUGCUGCUGGCUCUGGGAAUCGUGCUGUUGUUCUGUACGGCGCUGCUGGUGUCCACCAUCACGCUGGCCUGCCAGGUCCGGAACCUCCGCGACCAGCUCAGCUCAGUCUGGCCAGCCUACCCACCCCGUGUAAAUGCCGACGUGAUCAGGCUCAGGAAGCCCAGCGAGGUGAUGGAGACCGAGAGGGAGAAGAUGAUGGAGGAGGCCGAGAACACGGCGGAGAAAACGCUUCGCGUGGAUGCUGACGUCCAGGAGACAGAAGCCGCCGCCGUCCCCACAGCUCCCCCUGCUGACCCCUCCUCAGACUGCGUCCUGAAUGUCUGACCCCACAGCUCCCCCUGCUGACCCCUCCUCAGACUGCGUCCUGAAUGUCUGACCCCACAGCUCCCCCUGCUGACCCCUCCUCAGGCUGCGUCCUGAAUGUCUGACCUGAGAGCCACCUGCUGACACGACGUCACAACGCUAACAAAUGCGCUAACAGUUAAUGCUUCUGUUUAAUUUGCGCCUGAAGGGACAGUCACUGCUUUUCCAUACUUAAUUUUAACUGGGGGAGAUGAGGAAGGCCAAAAUAAUGUUGCCCCUCCACAGGAUAAAGCACGGGGAACUGUUUUCAUUUACCUCCCUAAUUACAGUGUUUGAUAUUAAAAUUAUCUUUCUUACCUUUGAA
Paramormyrops kingsleyae is the source of this 1015-nucleotide messenger RNA. Lineage: Eukaryota; Metazoa; Chordata; Actinopteri; Osteoglossiformes; Mormyridae. The record is from RefSeq and is a predicted model, not a curated record.